Messenger RNA from Closterium sp. NIES-65, 1005 nucleotides. The record is from the annotation of a GenBank genome assembly. NCBI's taxonomy places the organism in Eukaryota, Viridiplantae, Streptophyta, Zygnematophyceae, Desmidiales, Closteriaceae.
CACUAUGCAUCGGAGGUGCACUGGGCUUUCCACACAGAUAUCGACGAGUAUUUCUUUUCCCCGGCCGGCACGCCGCCCGGCUUUCUUCGUCACUACCUGCAGAAGCUGCCAAACACAACAGUACAGGUGCUGGUUCAAAACAUGUUCUUCCUUGGGGAUCCAAUCGGCUCAGACACCAACACACUGCUAGAGCACUACACCCACCGCAUGCCCACCUCCUCCGGGCGCCUCCGCACUAAGCCCAUUGCAUGGCUGCCCCUCGCUGUGCACCUCAGUGGUGAUGUUUUCAUCAGCCCCCACCAGUGGCCUAUGAUGGAGAAUGGCCGGCCGCCAUUGGUUGAUACGGGGGUGCUGAGGCUGAACCACUACUGGGGGGACCGCGCCGGGGUGAUUUCGGACAAUACCCCGGAUUACAGGAUUGAUGUCACGAUGAUGAGCGAGUAUGGGGAUGGGCUCGUGAAGGAUGAGUCAGCAAAGCCCAUGGGAGUGUGGCUGCGGCAGCGCAUGCAGGUGGCAUGGACGGUCAUUUCAGCCCAGGCGGUUCACAAGGAGAGGAAGCGGCUCAGGAAACGUGUGGCUGAGGUGAAGACACGUGUCAGGCAGCUAGAGGCUCUCGUGCCGCCGCUGUUGAAUGAAGGAGGAGGCAAGGGAGUGAGGAGAGAAGGGAACGAAAGGGACAUGGAAGAGGAGAGGUCGUCUUUCUUCAUGUCUCCUUCCCCUCCGUUCUCUCCCCCCUCGCCUUCCUUUCUUUCGCCUCUCCCUCCGUUCCCUCCUUUCCGUCCUCUCUUUGCCCUCUCUUUUCUCCUCCCUCUCCCUUCUCUCACUGAUCUGUCUCCUCUCCCUGGCUUGCCCUUCCGCCCGCUAGCUUCUCGCCCUAACCGCUAUGCUUCUCCCUCUUGCUAUUCUGCUUCCAACCUUCCGUCUCAUUUUCUUUCUUCUCUUCUUAUACCUCCCUUUCUUUGCACGUCAUCUCCCCUUCCUUUUCGUCCUUCUCUUCUCCCUUAA